GGUAUGUUUGCGGACCGCCGUAAUUCCACAGAAGAAGAAGGUGAAAAAUCAUCACGACGCCAUUUCAGAAGUCAUUCAUUGGCGGCUGAAUUCAUAGUUCAGGAAUAACAACAUUCUGAUUUGAAGAUGGUGAAAAUCUUCAUAGGCAAUCUCGCCUCCGGAACCACGCAGGAGGAGCUACGCACUCUCUUCUCUGAGUAUGGAAAGAUAUCUGAGUGUGAUAUUGUCAAGAACUUUGGCUUUGUGCACAUGAAGGACAAAGCUGAAGCGGAGGAGGCCAUCAAGAACCUCCACCACUAUGAGCUAAACGGGGCUCAGAUGAACGUGGAGAUGAGCCGCGGCAGACCAAAGUCAACCACCAAGCUGCAUGUCAGUAACAUCCCAGAGGGUUGCACCAAUGAGGAGCUGAAGACCAAGUUUGAGGCUUAUGGCCCUGUGGUUGAGGCUGACAUAGUGAAGGACUACGCCUUUGUCCACAUGGAGUCUGUGGAUGAUGCCAUGGAGGCCAUCAGUGGGCUGGACAACACAGCCUUCCAAGGCAAGCUGAUGAGCGUACAACUGUCCACCAGUCGCCUGCGCACGGUCCCGGGAAUGGGAGCUCAAACCGGCUGCUAUGUCUGUGGGAAACAGGGUCACUGGUCGAAAGACUGCCCUAACGGCGGUCAGAAUGGCGGUAGCUACAGUGACCGCGAUGACCGACCCGGGGGUGGCCCAAUGAGGGGCCGCGGCAGGGGCUUCCCACGGGGUUUCAGCAGGGGUGGCGGCGGAUACCCUAGUGGCUACGGGAUGCCCCCCAGAGCUGCGGCAUCCGACUACAUGGGCGGGCUAGGGUAUAGCAGAGCGUCCAGUUACCUGGGGGGGCCUCCCCCUCUGAGCCGUAGGCCUAGCUAUGGCUCUGCUCGGGAGUACAGCGCAGAUGCCAGGGAUCGGUACAGCGGCAGGCUUCCGAGCUCCUAUCCUGAAAGGGCAUCGGCCUACGAGCGAGACCACUACAGCAGCAGUGUUGACUAUUACGAGAAGUACAGAGCACGGCCAUACGGCUCAAGCUAUUUUGAAGAGCGCCGCCUCGGCUAUAUCCCACCUCCCCCUCCCCCCUCUUCCUCCCUCUCAAGGCUCUCCUCUAGUAUCGACCCGUACGAGCGCCGCCCGCUACCACCACCCUCGGCGGCCGCCUCGUACUACUUGCGAGACCGCAGCCCGAUCAGACGAGUGGCCGUCGCCUCUGACAGCUAUGGUUACGAGCGCUCGCGGCUGUCCCCGGUGUCGUCCUCCAGAAGCUCUUCGUACGCCGUCCCGCGGGCCAGGGACCCCUACACCGAUCGGGCACGCUAUGCUUACUGAGCCACACACUGCCAAGGUGUGUAUGAAAUGCCGGACUUUUCCUUUGCUACCAUUCCUCCUCCCAGCUGCAUGGUUCCAUCGAGCUGUGCCGCAAACAAACCUUUCGCGACUCGGAAUGUGGUGACGCGAGAGUGACGCGGACGGAAAUUGGCGUGUGCAUCUUCCUGGCACCGGUGCCGGCAGACGAAUAAUCCUCUCAACUAACCAAUCAGUCCACACCACUCCACAUUCUUCCUUUAUUUUAGUUGUCAGUUACAACGCCUGUUUGCUAUCGAAAACCACCAGUGUGGCAUUUCUACAGUUUGAUGUUAAUACUAGCUUAAUUAUACCGGCUUUCAAAUCGCUUUGUUAGUUUGUGUGGGUCAUGUUUUUUGGGGGGGAUUUUAAAUGUGUUUUUUCCUCUCCCCCUUGUGAUUUAAAAUCGUCAAAGCAAAUUGGCCUCUGAAUUUGCCACAUUUUUUACUUGUCGGAUUGAGGUGACCGUAGUUUAGAGAAAUAUUUAUCCUUUUUGAGAAAUAUCUUUUCAUUUAAUUGGUUUCUUCAACUAUUCAUUUAAAACUUCAUGCCGUGUAUAGCGCAGUAGUCAUUUAACAUUUUUUUCCCCUAUUUAAAUGUUUUCCCCCUGGGAAAGCAAUGUAAGAAUAGGCGGGUAUGAAUAUUCCCCAGAACAAUCUGUGAAAUUCAUCCACUGGAUUUUAUAACUUUCAUUUUGUUAAAGGAGGAUGUUCUACUUAGUGUAGAGGAGAUCCUGUUGUCAUACUGCUUUUGCUAUCUUGAGUUAAUAUCAUUGAGAUAGAGGACUCAUCUUUGCAUCUGUGCCAUUAUAGCAUUUGUGGCCGCAUGGGUAGCGCCAUUGAGACAUCCAUUUUGAGGUAGUCAAUUCUCUACACAAUUGGCUGUUCCCUCCUGAUGACCUGGUUGGACACGACACCAGGAGGGAUCAACCAAUGAAGUUGGAAGUCCCACCCAGUUGUCUAUAUUAAAAUGGUGGAAGCCCUCUAUGGUGCUGCCCAUACCAGUACAGCUUUUGGCCACUAGAGGCCUCAAUCAUUCUUUGGUUAAUAUCUGCUGUCACAACAUUGUCAUUAUCCCAAGACAACAUUCCAGCUUUAGAAUUAUUUUGGGUGUGUUUGCAGGGCUAAAAACAGUUUGCGUUUCCUAACCAAAAUAAGCAAUCGGUUGGUACUCAUUGGAAAAGUGCAUGUUUAAUACACUUCCAAGAGUAACUAUUUUUGCAUGAUUAGGAUGGUCCAGUCUGAAAUUCAAAUUUAAGAGGCUUGUUUCAACAAUCUAAAUAUUGUUUCUAACAAACCAAGCUUUAAUAAUCCAAAAUUGUCCUCUAUUAAUGUAAUAUUUAUUUCUAGACACAAACAUGUUGAAUACAGUAAAUAACAUGAGCAUAACUGGCAUUGCUAUCAAAUCAAACUUUGUCACAUGCGCCGAAUACAACAAAUGUAGACCUUACGGUGAAAUGCUUACUUACAUGACAUUACCAUUGAGAUAUAAUGGGCUCUAGUCUGAUCACUUUCUUGGGGUGCCUUAGUCUGCGUUUUGAUGGGCAGCCCUAUUCUGAUAUACAAAAAGAGCUGUGAUUGGUCAAAGACAAAUUUGUGGGGAAAUUAUCAGAAUUGGGCGGCCUGUCUAAACAGAGCAUCUGUCUGCUCAGUUCUUAUGGCAAUUGUUGUAGUUGGUAUAUUUCCUACAGUCAAAGCGUGUACGUUUUAUGCAUUUUAUUUUUUAAUAAACCAAAAUGUAUUUUGGUGAGAA
Molecule: messenger RNA, 3108 nt
Organism: Salvelinus namaycush (lake trout)
Lineage: Eukaryota; Metazoa; Chordata; Actinopteri; Salmoniformes; Salmonidae
Product: RNA-binding protein 4.1-like
Exons: 4
Coding region: 127-1341 (404 amino acids)
Cellular component (GO): cytosol
Molecular function (GO): zinc ion binding; mRNA binding
Source: RefSeq, a predicted model, not a curated record